UUCAGUGCAGUCAUCGCCACAUAGUGGUUACUAGGAAAAAUAUUUUCUUCUAUUUGACUCAGUGAAAAAUUGUAAACAAUUUGGAAAAAAUGGCAAAUUUCAUGCAAAAUAGUGUGGUGAACUAUGCUUGCACUUGUGGCCUUUUAAAUCCAAUAACGAAAUUAUUUUUUUGUCGCCAUUGCCUAAAGUUGAGGUGUGGUUUCUGCGUCUGCCAUGAAGUGGAUUCGCAUUUUUGUUCGAAUUGUUUGGAGAAUAUACCAUCAUCGGAGGCAAAACAUAAAAAGAAUUGCUGCACCAAUUGUUUCAAUUGUCCUUGCUGUCAGCACACUUUAUCAGCGCGAGCCACCAUGGUGGUGGUGCCGAAGAAAACUGAUGAAACGACGAAAGAGGGAGAAGGCGAUAGCGCCAAAGCUGUAACAAGGAAAAUGUACUAUUUGUCCUGUUUGGGUUGUCGUUGGACAUCGCGUGACGUAGGAAUACCAGAUCAAACUGUGGCUACUGGUGCAUGGCCCGAAAACGAAUGUUCUUAUCAAACACGCUUCAAUGCCUUGUUAGAGUAUUACCAAGCUGUGGUACUACAAGACAAACAAGAAAAGCAGGAGUAUAUACGACGUAAAACACCCAAAACACAUAAAUUUCCCAGUCUGACCGAUCGCACCGGGUUGACAGUUUCGAUGAUACGUCGCCAAAUCGGCUGGCCUGAUAAGAAUACCCAAAAAGCCAAGCCGGUAAAUAUAUCACCUUCGCUUGCAACAGAUGAACUUGAUGAGCUGCCAGCUGAUAUUUUCACUCAGCCAAUAAAUUUGCGAAAUGUCACUAAUAUCAAACAACGUCACGGCCAACCAUCCGAUCAGCCAUUCAACGUGAAUAAAUUAUAUCCACAGCGUCGUAUACUAUGGAUAAAACGUUCGUUACGUUGUCGCCAGUGCGAGCAUAAUGUCAUCAAACCGGAAUAUCAUCCGACAUCGGUUAAAUAUCGUAUACAGUUAUUCGCUAAUUACCAUGUGCCUGACGUUUUGCUUGUACAAAAUGAGCAAAUCUUGCGUGCAGGACAAUCUAGUUAUAUUGUACUCAAGCUUACGAAUCCAACAUUGCAUGAUGUUUCCAUAACAAUUAAAGAAUUACCAACGCUUGCUGAAGAAUUGCAAAUGAUCGAAGAAUUCAAGCUGGCUUGUAAAAUAAAGGAAAAUACCGCAACUAGUGCUGCAGCUGAAUCUCUAAAAUCCAUUACUAGUUCACCAUCGUUGACUAGUACCACACUCUCACGACAAGCAUCACUCAUUGAAGAACCACGUUUAGUUGAGCAAAAAUCAAAUGUGAAGCUGCAUGAGAAUGAAUUGAAAUUUGUACUCAAUCAACGGGAUGACUCGUCUGAAUUCGAUGAAGAUGUGCAAACGCCACGCGAGGAGCCUGAAUUUAUCAUUUGGCGCAAGUCCAAUAGAGCUUCUAUACGGCUCAACUUUACAACCGACGAAUCAUUACAAGCUGGCGAUAUGGUAAAAGUUGGUUUCACAAUGGAGUACACAUACGUGAAUACUGUGUCCAAUACACCAACUACGCAUACACUGAGCGCACGUGUCUUCAUUGAUGCCGGAAAAAUUGCUGAUGAAUAAUUUAUACUUAUAUUUAAGGGAAAUAUUCAAAGUUUCUGCUUUAAAUGCAGCGUUUAUGCAAGAAAAUAAAGGCUGCUUGGCGGUCAUUUAUUAUUAAAUGCUAGAGUAUUUACGCUAUUUGGAAAAGUAUUCCUAAUCAAUAUUUAUUUUUAUCUUUUGCAAUAUAAACCGAAAACAACAAAUAAAAUUGCUAAUCCAUUACUGCUAAUUUAACCUCGUGUAAGC
This is a messenger RNA of Ceratitis capitata (Mediterranean fruit fly), 1838 nucleotides long. RefSeq names its product dynactin subunit 4 (gene DCTN4-p62). The transcript is spliced from 7 exons. Lineage: Eukaryota; Metazoa; Arthropoda; Insecta; Diptera; Tephritidae. The record is from RefSeq and is a predicted model, not a curated record. Gene Ontology annotation, cellular component: dynactin complex. Bases 90 to 1613 code for a protein of 507 amino acids.